AUGUUGAAUCCAACCUUGGAUAAUGCCUUUCAUGCCAAUAAUAUAAAGUCUACAAGAAAACACAGGAUAAACAACAACAGGCCCGCCCCCGACCUCCCGCCCCGACGUCGGAGUCCCGCACGUUCAUUGGCUAGAGUGCACAUCACUCAGUGCCAGGUGGCGGCCUCUCCGCUCGUCCCUCCUCCCGCUCCUCCUCGUUGUCCCCGCCCCUUGCUCUGUUUUCUCCCAGCUGCCGGACCAGCGGGCCUGCAGCCUACACCGCCCAGUCCCUGCUCAGGUGUCACUUUUGCUGGCAGGCCGAGAUUAGGGAAAGAGAGUGGGCAAGGGGUCGCGGCCGGGAGGAGAAGGGCUCUACCACGCCACCCUCCUUUGGCCUCUGAACGCGGACCCCGCACACGCACACCCGCGCCUCUUUGGCAAGCGUGCCUUGUCGGCUGGGUUAAGCCGCAGUGCGUGCACACCGAGCGGCGGGGCGCUGUGGAACGCCGGAACGGGCUAGCGGAGGAGCAUGCGGAUCAAGCCCCAGCGACCCAGGGCAACUCGGAGUUACCUGGGACAGCCCUGCGGAUCUCCAAGAACCGAGGAGACGGGAGAAACACGGGAAAGGGUGGCCUUUUCCCUGUUCUCACACACACACACACGCAGCCACUGGCCGGGACAGUUGACACCCAUCUUCCUUCCCUGCUCCUUCGAGUCAUUCUACACCCGCUUGGUGCUGCCAGUGCGGGCAGGGCCUUGGAGUCCAAAGCGGAUCCCCACACUUGUCCCUCCGGUUGAAAAGAAACUAGAGAAGAGAAAGUCAGGCUUGGCAGAGCUAAGAGUGAUAGUGGCCCAAAUGUUCCUUCCUGGCCCGCCUGCUGUGCCAGAGAGUCUGAAAAGCGGGUCUCCGUCUACCAGAAGGUCACCUCCACACAGCCCCUCUCCGCGACCAACCGCAGCACCCAAGGACUGGCAACGUGGUUGGAGGUUUUGGGGGGAAUUAUGAAGAAAUCUGAAUAAAUUUCUCACCCUUC
This is a messenger RNA of Mandrillus leucophaeus (drill), 1013 nucleotides long. RefSeq lists its product as uncharacterized. The transcript is spliced from 3 exons. Lineage: Eukaryota; Metazoa; Chordata; Mammalia; Primates; Cercopithecidae. The coding region runs from base 1 to 777 and encodes 258 amino acids. The record is from RefSeq and is a predicted model, not a curated record.